Messenger RNA from Suillus subaureus, 814 nucleotides. RefSeq lists its product as uncharacterized. The coding region runs from base 88 to 762 and encodes 224 amino acids. Lineage: Eukaryota; Fungi; Basidiomycota; Agaricomycetes; Boletales; Suillaceae. The record is from RefSeq and is a predicted model, not a curated record. The transcript is spliced from 2 exons.
GAUUUAUACUCCUGACAAGGCUCUGCAUGACGGCUCUGUUCAUCCCUCCUCCGUUGUCUUCCGCCACACGCACAAAGGCUCUUCACCAUGAGCGUGUCUGUAGAUGACCUUGUAGCCUCCCUCAAUGCGAAUCACAUUGGUCAAGAGGCUAUUGACCUUGCAGCUCUCCAGCUCGCGCAGACGUUAUUCGCGCAUCAGAUUUCACCCUCUUGUGCAUCGUCUAGCUCGCCCAACUCGUAUGGAAAUGCGAGCGCGAUUAGGUGUGACCCCACACACGUGCAGCACUGCACCACACCUACUACGCGCACACCUUCUUCAUCUAUCUCGUGGCCUGCAGGUUAUAUUCCCGUAGAAAUAACUCAGAAGAAGCGCAGUAACAGCAUUGUCUGUCCGCGUUCCCGUCGACCAAGUGUAGACGAGGGAUGGUGUGACCCAGACGAGCUGGACGAAGAACGCAUGGUUGAGGAUAUGAUAGUUCCAUCCUCCCCACAGUCUCCAAAAACCUUCAUUUGGGGAUACACGGGGUUGAAAGGCGCACCAACCCCUGCGCCCACGCCUAUGACAAUUGUCGGCACGCCGGUUGAAUCGCAAUCUCUAUUUACCACCACAGAUCCAUUCUAUCUACAAGCCUCUCAAGCAAAUGCGACCCCACAGCCACCCUCGUCAUUUUUCACAAAUGCAGGCCGCCCAUCUAAUCACUCGCCUUUUAUGAGGAGCAAUUGGGAAAGUGCCCCUACCCAAUCCGCUGCCUGGGAUCGCUGAGCUCUGGGGUUGCGUUUAAGCUUUCCCCUGUCUCUUGAACAUUACUUGAACA